ACUUCCAGUCAAUGUUCAUAAUAAGGCACCGUACCUACCCAAACACACAAAUCACUUACAUUUUCCAUUCAUGGGCUUUCCUUUCUCUUCAUUUCUGUUGAUGAGUAGGUGAUAUCCUACGGAAAUUAGCCUCAGGACUAAUGUUCUUUCUGUGUCGCUUAACACCUGCCCAAGCAAAACAAACCUGCCAUUCCCCAUUCCAUUUAUAGUACCUGCCCAAUCCCGAAAGUUAUUUAAACCAGCUUCAAAUUUUAUCAUUUUUAUUGGCACAGUCAGCUGUUUGUAAACUGUACAAAUUAGUUGUCAGUGCUUUGACUCUUCCUAGCGAACAACACCACUGACACCGACAGGAUGCCACAAACUGAGAUGGAAAAGAAAUUCCUCGCUAAAGCAUCCAUUUUUACGGAUCGUGGACACUCCUGGCGUCUGGAGGUUGAUGAAAGCAUUGAUCCUGACUGCCCAAAAGCUGGCUGGAAGCAGUACUCAGACAACACAAGUGCAAGGUUCAAAUGCAAAUUGUGUCCCAGACGCUGGCCUUCCAAUUGGGUGAAGGUGUUCUUUUGCAUGCGCCUGAAAAACAACCAGGGCGUUGUCAAGGUGAGGCCCUACCGUCAGAGCUGCAAUAAUUGCCCUGGAGCUAAAAUGGAGGAGCCCAGCAUCAGCUCCGAGAACAUCGACAUCCUCCUGGAGAAUCUGCUGGAGAAUAUAAGAAUAAAGUGCUAUGGUGAAGACCUGGUCAGACAGAAUAGACAAGCUGUCCCCCUGGAUGUCAGAAGUUCCCAUGAGCCGGAUAAUUGUCAGGGAUGUAAGGACGGCAUCUGUGGAGGGACCUUGUUUUCUUAAAGUCAACCUUUAAAAGUAAAUAGAUAAAUUCAAAGUUUGCUUAAGGCUGUCUAGAGCUUAACUGUUUUGUGCCUCCUCUAUUAGCAAACCAUCAGUUGUUCCAGACCACAUAUAUAAUGGCAAUCUAUUUCUAUGUAUAAGGCUUUUCAUCCUGUCAUUCUGUUACAUUGUAUUGCUUCCAUUAUAUUUUAAAUGAUAUCAUAAUCAAGUGCAUGAAAGCUUUCAUACAUAUUCUUAUUGGUUUCUUCUUGCCGACAGUUUUCUUUAAAAUAUUAAUUUGUUUGUUGCAAAAGCAUUAAACCAGCCUUCUUAUGUAUAGAAUAAAGUAAUAAAUGCAUUUGUGAUUUGCA
Epinephelus fuscoguttatus (brown-marbled grouper) is the source of this 1193-nucleotide messenger RNA. Its product is annotated as receptor-transporting protein 3-like. Lineage: Eukaryota; Metazoa; Chordata; Actinopteri; Perciformes; Serranidae. Gene Ontology annotation, molecular function: olfactory receptor binding. Gene Ontology annotation, biological process: protein insertion into membrane; protein targeting to membrane. The record is from RefSeq and is a predicted model, not a curated record. Bases 352 to 843 code for a protein of 163 amino acids. The transcript has 2 exons.